This is a messenger RNA of Durotheca rogersii, 1570 nucleotides long. Its product is annotated as thiol-specific monooxygenase. The transcript has 4 exons. The record is from RefSeq and is a predicted model, not a curated record. Lineage: Eukaryota; Fungi; Ascomycota; Sordariomycetes; Xylariales; Xylariaceae. Gene Ontology annotation, molecular function: flavin adenine dinucleotide binding; NADP binding; N,N-dimethylaniline monooxygenase activity. Bases 1 to 1488 code for a protein of 495 amino acids.
AUGGCAAAUCCGAUCCGCCGUGUUGCCGUCAUAGGCGCAGGACCGGCUGGUGCCAUUGCGACGGAUGCCCUAGUCAAGGAGCAGGCGUUCGAUGAGAUCCGCGUGUUCGAGAGGCAUGCUGUUGUGGGAGGGACAUGGGUCUACUCCCCUGACCUCGUGCCGGGAAUCCCAUCGCUCCGCGCCCUCGUCGAGCAGCGCGCAGACCGCCCCAUCCCCGUGCCGGACCGGUUCCCAUGCGAGACUGCGCGGGCGGAGAGCAACUCGCACCGGAACCGGUACUCGGACACGGGGGUGCACGAGGCGCUGCACAGCAACCUGCCGCCGUCGACGAUGAGCUUCACGCAGGAGCCGCUGCCGGAUACCCUGUCGGAGCGGACGCUCGCGGACUUCGGGCCGGACGCGCCGUUCCGCCACCGCCAGGUGGUGCGCGACUGGGUCGAGCAGAUCUUCGCCCGCGGCGGCCACGAGAAGCUCGUCUCGCUCAACACCACGGUCGAGCGCGCCGAGAAGAAGACGGACAGCCCCGGCCAGGCCUGGGUCCUGACGCUCCGGCAGGAGGCGCCCGGCGCCAGGGACCGCUGGUGGCAGGAGGAGUUCGACGCCGUCGUCGUCGCCGCCGGCCACUAUAACGUCCCGUACGUCCCCGACAUCCCCGGCUUAGUCGAGUACGAGGAGCGGCACCCGGGCAGCAUCAUGCACAGCAAGCACUACCGCGGCGCGGAAGCGUUUGCGGGCAAGAAAGUGGUCGUGGUAGGCGGGUCCGUGUCGGCCGUCGACGCGAUCCACGAGAUCCGCGCGGUGGCGCGGCGCCCCGUCAUCGCGUCGGUGCGCCGGCCGCUGCCCGCCUUCGGCUGGACGCCGUUCGUGCACCCGCACGUCGCGCUGCGGUCUGCCAUCGCGCGCCUCGACCCGGCCGCGCGCCGCGUCGAGUUCGCCGACGGCUCGGUCGCCGACGGCGUCGACGUCGUCUACUUCGCCACCGGCUACGACUUCAGCUUCCCGUACCUGCAGUCGGGAGGAGGGGAGGAGAAGGGGCAGGGGAGACAGCUGCCCCCAGUCGAGAUCCGGAAUCGGAGGAUAGAUGGACUCUACCAGCACGUGUUUAGCCGCCGUGACCCGACGAUGGCGUUCAUAGGAAUGAUUACCGGCGGCCUCACGUUCCGCGUCUUCGAGUGGCAGGCCGUGGCUGCGGCACGCGUGUUCGCCGGCCGGGGGACGCUUCCGUCUCGAGAGGAGAUGGAUAAGUGGGAGCGGGAGCGCGUGGCCGAUGUCGGGGACGGCCUGCCGUUCUUCAACAUCGCCUUCGACUACGAGGGCUAUUUCGAGGGGUUGCGAGCUCUCGCGGGGGACCCGGCGCCGGGGACGACGGGCCGCGUGCUGCCGAAGUAUGAGGAGCAGUGGGAGAAGGAGGUCGGCCUCGUCGUGGAGGCGAAGGAGAGGUGGUGGGAACGGGAGAGAAAAAUGGCUGAAGAUGCCGAGGGAGUUUAGGAUGGGGGAGUGUAGAGGGGUGCUGUUCACGCAGGCAUGUCUGUAGGAAGAGUAGGCACUGUAGCGUCUUGUGCUGUCGAGG